Messenger RNA from Drosophila hydei, 1060 nucleotides. RefSeq names its product AP2-associated protein kinase 1-like. The coding region runs from base 26 to 1060 and encodes 344 amino acids. NCBI's taxonomy places the organism in Eukaryota, Metazoa, Arthropoda, Insecta, Diptera, Drosophilidae. The record is from RefSeq and is a predicted model, not a curated record. The transcript is spliced from 3 exons.
AAAAGACGGAUACCAAAAAUCUGCAAUGCAUACCGGGAAUAAUAAACCAAUAGCCAGCACUGACCAAUUGUCGCAUGUGAAAAAGCUAAUAAAAAAUAAAAUACUGAAUAAAUCCGCACAAUCAGAACCGCAACAGCAAAUACAUCAGCAGCAGCAGCAACAACAACGGGACCAACAUCGACAGCCACAACAGUCACCAGCUGCAGCUGCAGCAACAGCAGCAGCACCAAGCUCGGGAACUUUAAGCCAGCGUACAGGCCAGUCAGGUGGCUUUACAGUGCCCAUAGCCAAAGCCGACUUGACAGCUCGUUCUAAACCGCCGUUGUUGCUCAAUCUGUUUAAUCAGUUGCCGAGGCAGCGUGCAACAUGUGGAAGUAUGAAACCACAACAAAAGAGGCUGCAGGCCUCGCCACAGCGAGCUCCACGAGCGUCUCAAGUAGACACACCCAUAAUACUAGCACCGGCAUCAACAAUGUCACAAAUUCGAGCACCACAAACACCAGCUGCAACUCCUCAACCGAAGUCUCCACCGCCGUUGAUUGUGCUGGAGAACAAGGUGUUGGCCCCCGAUGAGAAAAUCGAUUUGAGGGCCUUGCGGCUGCCAAAUGGCCAAUCUCCGGCGGUUCCGCCUACUGCGCCACCCAUUGUAGCGCCGUCACCAUCAUCCACAAAGGAGUUUGAAAAUGCAGCUAAAGUAAAACCGGAAGCUAAGAAACCCACUGCUCCAAUCAAGAAGAUCAUACUGAAUGUCAAUAAGCGAAAAUUGCCGCGUGAGGAAAUUGCUCAAUUGGCCAAAGAAGUGCACAAGCAGGCAAUGCAGCAUGUACAUCAGCAAAAGCCGCUAAGCACAAAUACUCAAGCAAUAAAACCGCCGAAAGCAUUAGGUUCAGGUGCCACCAAUAUCACGCCUACAAAAGAAAUUGGGCCAUCUUUAAAUACUCCAGUCACUGAAACUUCCAUAAGUACAAAUCCUUCUUCCUCAUGUGCAAUACCUUCAUCUCUGUCCAAACACCUCUUCAUCGUGUGCAAUAACUUCCUCAUUAAUAACUCCUGCAAUUGA